AUGCUUGAAGAAGACUCGAGUCUUUUGCGCAAUGCACACAAUUAUUCUGAUGAUGUUGCUAGUAUGAAUUUUGCAGAGACAGGGGUUUAUCAAGAAUCAUUGUUAAAUCAAGUAACUGGGUUCCACGUCACACAAAAUUUUUGUAUAGAUAUAAUGCACGAUUUGUUUGAGGGCGUUUGUCACUAUGAUUUGUGUAACAUAAUUAAAUAUUAUAUUGUUACUGCUAAAUUGUUUUCACUUGAAACUUUAAACAAUCGCAAAAUGAAUUUUAAUUAUGGACCCAUUGAGAUAGGUAACAUUUCACCCCCCAUAAAAAUGAUUCAUUUAGAAAAAAAACAUUUAAAAAUGUCCGCUAGGGAAGUUAUGACAUUUGUUCAUUUUUUUCCUCUCAUGGUAGGAAAUCUUAUCCCUGAAAAUGAUGAAGUUUGGAACCUUUUUCUUUUAUUAAUUCAAAUUAUAGACAUUCUUUUAUCUUAUACCUUUACUGAUAGUGCAAUUUCCCAUCUUAAACAAUUAAUUUCUCAUCAUAAUUCUAUGUACAUAACACUUUUCAAUGACACCUUAAAACCGAAACAUCACUUUAUGAUCCACUAUCCAACAAUAAUAACAAAUUCAGGCCCUCCUAGACAUUAUUGGUGUUUUCGUUAUGAGGGUAAACAUAAAGAAUUAAAGAUGUAUGCAAGGUCAACAACUUCUAGGAAAAACAUUACCUUAACCUUAGCAAAAAAAAUGCAAUUCAAAUUUGCUCAUAGCUUAAUGGUAUUACCUGAUAAAAAAAUUAUUGUAAAUGAUAAACAUAAAAUUCAAAGUAAUUAUACAGAAAAUAUAAAUAACAAACUUAAUUUGACUGUGUUGCAAUAUGCCUGUUAUACUGAAUUAAUGUUAAAUGGAAUUGUAUACAAAAAAGAUUAUUUUUUAACAAAAAACUGUGAUAAAAUAUGCUUAUUUAAAAUAUGUGAAAUUGUAUUAAUUAAUAAACCAGAUAGUAAUGUUUAUGUUAUGGCUAAUGAAAUAAAGUUAAAUCGUUUCAAUUCUCAUUUUGAAUCUUUUAGUGUAGAUUAUAACGAAGAAGUUGUUAAUCGUAAUUGUAUUUCUAAUGUAGAUGAAUUUAGUGGACCUCCUAUAAAUAUAAGUAAAAUUUCAUCUGGUCAAAAAAUGAUCCAAAAGAGUUUUAUUAAUUGUUAA
Messenger RNA from Macrosiphum euphorbiae (potato aphid), 1185 nucleotides. The record is from the annotation of a GenBank genome assembly. NCBI's taxonomy places the organism in Eukaryota, Metazoa, Arthropoda, Insecta, Hemiptera, Aphididae.